This is a messenger RNA of Oryctolagus cuniculus (rabbit), 1800 nucleotides long. RefSeq names its product neuronatin (gene NNAT). Gene Ontology annotation, cellular component: cytoplasm. NCBI's taxonomy places the organism in Eukaryota, Metazoa, Chordata, Mammalia, Lagomorpha, Leporidae. Gene Ontology annotation, biological process: positive regulation of insulin secretion; brain development. The record is from RefSeq and is a predicted model, not a curated record.
CUACAGAGUCAGCGCAGCUACCAAAGCUCCUGCUCUCGCCGCUCCCUUGAAUCGGGAAAGGGAUACACGCUCGGGGACCCUUGGGCAGCAGAGAACUGGGCUUACCACUCACGGAAUAUUGGGAAAAGAGGGUUGAGCGCGGUCUCGGGCAGAUGACCCCUCCCUAACUCGGGUUUUCCAUCCAGGCCUGAGGCGCUUUCUGCAGCGCCACUGGGCUGCGCUCGAACCUUUCGGCCAGGGUUCAGAAAGAGGGGCACCACUCUAAGAGUCUCUCCCUACCCUCGCCCCUUGCUCUACCCAGGACCGUGGCACCCCUCCCUCCAUUUUACACCAAAAUUCAAAAGCGGGCAAGGCGGAAUCUUCUGGAAGGGGGCGUAAAUGGAACUCAAGAGGCGGGGGUCGGUGUGGAAAGAGCAGAUGGAUUAUUUUUUUUUCUCUCCUGGCGAAUGAGCGCCCCGGGCUACCCCUCCUCAUGAAACCCCCGCCUCAAGCGCGCAUGCGUACUUAGGCGGCGGGCGGGUACUUAAGGCACGGCCACCGCGGCUGCGGCAGUGCGCCCAACAGCGGACUCCGAGAUCAGCGGACCUCGGCGAACCCUCGCUCUCAACCAACCGCUCUCCACUCUCGAAACCAUGGCGGCAGUGGCGGCAGCUUCGGCCGAACUGCUCAUCAUCGGCUGGUACAUCUUCCGCGUGCUGCUGCAGGUGUUCCUGGAAUGCUGCAUUUACUGGGUAGGAUUCGCUUUUCGAAAUCCUCCAGGGACACAGCCCAUUGCGAGAAGUGCUCAGGUACUCCCUGCAGAAGCUGGCGUACACGGUGUCGCGGACCGGGCGGCAGGUGCUGGGGGAGCGCAGGCAGAGAGCCCCCAACUGAGGCCCCAACUCCCAGCCCUGGGCGGCCGCGUCAUCAGGUGCUCCUGUCCAUCUCAGCCAGCAUGGGAGCCAGUGCCGCGCAGGAAUGGGGGGUCCCCCGUGCUCCCUCGCCAGAGGAGCACUUGCCAAGGUCAGUGAGGGGCCGGUAGGUCCUCCGGAGAAGCAGCACCGACCAUGAUGACCAGAUCCCUUUCCCCUGUGCACCGGUCCCACUGUGGGGGCAGGGGCGGGGGCAGGGGGGUGGGGGGAGCAGACCCCUGAGAUCUGGGCCUAGGCAUCACAUUCUGAUCUGGACCAAGUCAGGACAGCGCCAUCCCAGCCCACAGCCAAGGCCAUGCCAGCAGACCCCACCACGGAGAUCCAAGCACCACACCAGCCAGCAGAAUGUGCCUCCGGACAUCAGCAGCUGAAGCCCAGAAUCUCGGGGCAGCAGAGAAGGCGCCAGAUUGCGAGCCCGAGUGCCGGGACUGGAGGGCGGGGGGAGAUGGUUAGGAACCAGUGGGAACCAGUGAGGGCCUUCUCGCCGGCCCCUGCUAGGGCACGUGCAUUCCAGCCUUGCUGCCUUUUGCUCUCUCCACUCCCCUUUCCCUCACUGCCUCCAGUGCUCACCCCGCACCCCCCCCCCCCCAAAUGUGCCACUUGAUUUGGACCUGUUCAACCAGUAAACGAAUCCCGCCUUUAAAAAUACCUUCUCUGAGCUGCCCCUCACUGAUCUUGCUUUUCCCUGGUCUCACGCAGUUGUGGUCAAUAUUGUGGUAUUCGCUAAUUGUACUGAUUGUUUAAGUGUGCGUUAGUUGUGUCUCCCCAGCUAGAUUGUAAGCUCCUGGAGGACAGGGACCACCUCUACAAAAAAUAAAAACCAGUCCCUCCCCUGUCCCGCACAGUGUCCCAGGACCCUGCGGGGCGGUGGAGGCACACCAAAAACCUG